Pseudovirgaria hyperparasitica is the source of this 1219-nucleotide messenger RNA. RefSeq lists its product as uncharacterized. Bases 249 to 1184 code for a protein of 311 amino acids. NCBI's taxonomy places the organism in Eukaryota, Fungi, Ascomycota, Dothideomycetes, Acrospermales, Acrospermaceae. The transcript is spliced from 2 exons. The record is from RefSeq and is a predicted model, not a curated record.
CAUAUGGCUGCGUUGGAGUCGCAAAACGUGGCAGAUCGUAAGCAUAGCAGUAUACUUGGCUGUAUAUUCGCGGGAGAUUACUCGUCAUUUCGUUGGCAGCGUGAUCAUCUGCGCCGGAUAUAUGAGAACAGGUAACUGCUAUCGGCUUAGACUGACCAAUCCAUAUUGAACUUGUAUUAACACCAAUUUAUAGAGCAGGAAAUGCGUCAACUGAAGACGAUGUUCAGGUCUGUGAUAGGGAAGUCAAUAUGGAAGCUCCUGAGCCCCGCUUGGCUGCCACGCCUAAGAAAGACACUCGUCGUUUGGGAGCCAUACGACAUAAGGCAAGAUUGGAAGAAGCGGCAGCAAGUGUAUCACGACUAAAGGCGAAAUUGCGUGGCGGAGCUUCGAAACUCGAGAUGGACGACACCGAGAACGUCAUGAAGGAUGACAUGGAGGUCGAAGAUGGACGAAAUGAGGUAGACCAGGAAGUCGAACGUGUGACCAGGCCGGCCAAUACCUUCUUUACGCGACAAGAGAUUGACAGGGCAAAUUUCUUCCGGACACUCCAUCCAAAUCUCGCAUACGAGCACAAAGGGAUGUCUGAAGCACUUUUUCGGGAGCUGUCCCUCAAGGCUCUGUUCCCCGGCAUCCUUCAUACUUUUCCAGCGUUGCCCAGCAAAUUUCUUUACAAUCGAUUGAGGCAGGAGGGACAACGCCGACUUGAGUUACUGGCAGCGAGUCCAGAGCCACCACUCACACAAGACCUGCUGGACACUAAGAAGCCUGAGAGUGCCGUGCUCGUUACCGACGCCUUCGCCGACCAGCAAAAGCAAGCUUACAAGGAGCCUGUCAGACUCAGGCGGCCCAAAAGCAGUGACCCACAGCAGAUUGUCUCGAAGCCCGCUGUCCCAGCGCCGACUAAGCCUCGGAAUUUAGAAGAAAGGUUCGCUCAGGAAUUCAACAAGGAGUUUCCAGCGUGGCCGACCCCGCCUUCAUCGUUGACGGAGGGGGAGUACAACGCACUCCUCAUUCGAGCGCGCUAUGGCCACGUGCUUUCUGACCUUCCGUUCCGCAUGAACAGAAUGCAGUUCAAUGCCUGGGAGGCAGCAGGGAGACGCAAAGCCCAGAAUAUCGAGCGCUUGUCCACUCAGCAGCCCACACCCGCCGCGACUACGAUUGUGGAUCUUACUAUAAAUGACUAGCUGCCAUUGCUUCUAGCCUGUUAGUCCAUCUAUCA